AUCGCCUUGGGAAGGGCGUGAACAAACUAACUUUUUGCAGAACGCAUGCGCUACCGCAAUGAUGGCUGGGAAUAGUUGGCCGACUGCAGGCCGGUGGGCGGAGAUCGUCGAUGUUUGGUUUUGGGCGGGAAUUAAAACUGCCAUUGCUGCCUGGGAGAACAUAAAAGCUGCAAAUUUCCAGCCUUGAAGGGGACCAAGAUGCGGCCUGUGCGGCAUAAGAAACCAGUCAAUUACUCACAGUUUGAAGACUCUGACAGUGAUGGUGUGGAAAAGAUGGCUUUAGAUGACAAGCUGUACCAGAGAGACUUAGAAGUUGCACUAGCUUUAUCAGUGAAGGAAACUCCAACAGUCCGCAUUGAUGUGUCGGAGUCGCAAGAAAAAAGCAUUAAAAAAUGUGGUAAUAGUGAAACAGAAACAGUGACUAAGUCUCCUCAUUCUGAGGAGGAUUCUGAUUUUGGUGAGAGUGAAGAUAAUGAUGAAGCCUUCACUGUGAGAAAAAGUAAAGCUAAAGAAAUAAAAAAGAAAGAAGUGAAGGUAAAACCCCCAGUAGAAAAGAAAGAGAAGAAACCUAAAUCCAAAUGUAAUGCUUUGGUUAAUAAAAUUAAAUGGGUGCCACCAGGAGUAUCCGGAAGUAGCAGCAGCAACAGUAGAAGCCCACAGCCAGGAGUGUCUGUUAAGUCUCCAAAUCAGAGUCUCCGCCUUGGUUUGUCCAGAUUAGCACGAGUUAAACCUUUGCAUCCCGCUGCCACUAGUAGCUGAGUGUGGGUGGUAGCAAAGAAACUUUUGGUCGAGAGAUUCACAGUUUUGUGUUUAUAUAUUUAAGUUGUGUUAUUAUUUGAGGAGAGGAUUGUAACAUAAAAGAAUCAUUUAACAUGUCAUAUAAAUGAUCUCUACCUAUUUUGUGAUUAUAUUCUCUGAAAAGCUGUUCAGACUUCAAUAAUAAAUUUAUAAGAAUUAUCUUCUAAUUUCAUUUCUUUCUGAAGAGCAUAUUCUAUUAUUUCCUUAUGUAUAAGUCAUUGUCGUUAAGUGAUUGUCAC
Messenger RNA from Trichechus manatus latirostris (Florida manatee), 1037 nucleotides. It is a transcript of the gene RAD51AP1, whose product is annotated as RAD51 associated protein 1. The transcript has 9 exons. Gene Ontology annotation, molecular function: double-stranded DNA binding; single-stranded DNA binding. NCBI's taxonomy places the organism in Eukaryota, Metazoa, Chordata, Mammalia, Sirenia, Trichechidae. Bases 199 to 759 code for a protein of 186 amino acids. Gene Ontology annotation, biological process: interstrand cross-link repair; double-strand break repair via homologous recombination. The record is from RefSeq and is a predicted model, not a curated record.